UGAGGUAUAUUUAUAGGUCAAUAUAAAACGAACUAUUCGGUAAAAUCCUUCUCCUCGUCUUCUGUCCUUUCGUUUCGUUAUCUACAAAAAGAGAUGUCGUCGUUUGGGCAAGGCAAAAAGCGAGGCUCCGGCGCCAAUAACGACGACGUGGGCAUCAUGGCAAGACUCUCCCGCGCCGUAUCAAAUUCUCCAAUAACCGAUGCCACCAAGAGAGCCGCCAAUGACGCCGCUUACGUCUCUAAGAAGUUGUUGAAGAGCACGGGAAAAGCGGCGUGGUUUGCGGGAACAACGUUCCUGAUCCUUGUGGUACCACUUAUCAUCGAGAUGGAUCGUGAACAGCAAUUCAAUGAGUUGGAGUUGCAGCAGCGAAGCCUCCUUGGCUCAUCCCCUCCCCUCUCCCCUCCCAAGUAAAAAGAGAAAUAUCGCUUCGAUGCUUUAAUUUAUGGGCUAUUUUAGAAUUUUCAGUGUUCUUUCUAUUGUUGAUGCUUCAUUGGAUUGUUUUUUGGAUUAAAUUAAAUUUGAAGAUGAUGAAAUUUCUUAUGUGUUGAUGGGUAUUGCUGGAAUUUACGAAAUAAUUGAAAUUGAAGCAAUGCAUCAUAAUUGUGGAGAAUUGAUGAAAUUUAGGAGUUGAGUUCAGGUACUCCCUAGAGAGGAGGAAAGGUUUAAACAGUUCAUUUUCUCAUCAAUCCUUAUUAUUGGAUGUUCUAAAGUGGAUAAGUGCAG
Molecule: messenger RNA, 723 nt
Organism: Durio zibethinus
Lineage: Eukaryota; Viridiplantae; Streptophyta; Magnoliopsida; Malvales; Malvaceae
Source: RefSeq, a predicted model, not a curated record